AAUCACCGACACCGGCCGGUCUGUGGCUUUCAUUCAUCGGUGGAACUAUUCAGCUCGCAAAUUGGCCGUGACACCAUCAGCCAUCCUGACUCCUCCGAACACCGACACCAAGGACGCUACUGUUGGCCAUCAUCCGUGGCGGGGCUGCGUGGGAGAAAUGGACCCUGCUAUCAUGCAACAGAGUGAUAUGCUAAUGUCUUUGCAUCAACAUGGAGCCUACUGGCAUGAAGCACUGGAGCCAAGGAUGUACCCAGGAGACAUGAAUCAUUUUGGUGUCCAUGUUCUCAUCACUUGACCAACAGGAUAACCUACUGAAUCCAUGUUGUUCCAAGAUGAAGAUUGAUACCAGCCUGACAAUGUCCCAGCUCCCAGAGGCCCUGUCCCAGGCAGGCCUUCAGUUUGCUGUGGCUACUGAGGAGGACUUUGAUGACAUCAUGGCUAUGAGCCAGGACAUCUAUGGAGGCCUUGACUACCUCCCUACUAGAUACACCAGUUGGCUGCAGGAAACCAAUCGCACAGUAAUAUUGGCACGCAAACAGGGAAAAGUGAUUGCUCUGGAGUCUGUUUGUGUCAUUGAUGAUGGAGAGACUAUGCUGGUGGAAGGUCUGCGUGUUGCCCCUCAGGAAAGGGGCAAGGGCGUGGCAGGGGUGCUGCUACGCUUUUGCGCUGAGCUGGUUAAAUCCAAGUAUCCAGAGGUCAAAGUGAGCCGCUUGACCCGCGAUGAUCAGCUUAGACCGAAGGACUUUGAAAAGUACCGCAUCAUAACUAAGCAGGGAAUUCUGCUGGUGCGCUUUAGAGCUGAAGACCUCAAGCUGCGUCUCUCUGAGCUCGGGUUAGAAGGAGCCAAUGAGUCCACUCUGUCCACCUUUUGCUCCAGCCCUCCUCCAGUGCGUCUUGACCAUACAGCAAUCCACCAGCUUUAUCUGACCACUGACCUGAUGCAGGGAGUCCUCCCUAAUGCCACCAUCAUUCAAGACUGGCAGCCAUUCAAGAUUUUGCAAAGUAACAUGGCCAUCCUACUAAAGAAGGAGAUUGACUGGAUGGUGGAUGAUGUGUCCAAUCCUACUGUGGCCAGCCUCUGUACCUUUCCUUUCAGGGUUCCCAUUGGAGAUGACUGGUAUUAUCUGAACAUUGACAUGUUUGGCAAAGACCUCAACCUGGCUCGGCAGCAGUUCUUGUGCCACUUGCAGCGCCACACUGCCACCUUGAAGGGUCACGUGAUGUGCCAGAUGUUCCUGGACCCGCCACUCUGGAAGCCCAUGGCUGAAUUCUGCCGCAACAUCUUGAGCGUGGAGCUGGUGAAAGAGUAUACCGAGCAAUGCGUGGUGGAGUGUGAUCUCGUCUAGUUACAGAAGGUGGAUGGAAAUAAGCAGAAGCUGUAGGGGUGCGACAGGAAGGAAGACGGGUUUAAUCAACAAGGAAGUAACACAAAUCAGUUACACUUAUUAAAUAAAUGCAAUGCUGUACUGAGGAGGAAAAUCACGUAAACAAAAUGUAGUUUCAGAUUUAAAACAAAACUUUGAAGAAUGCAGAAAAACAAAUGAUGGGAACUUAAAUUCAUUAACGCAUCAUGUAAUCAACUACAAGAGGUCUGUGACAAAUACUGAAUUUAUAAAGUUUGUAAUAAUUAAUCAGUGUUAGAGAGGUGUUGAUUUUGCUACUGAGGUGUAUUUAAUAUGUUGUUCCCAUAAAAUACAAUAAGCGAAGGCACAAAUACAUCUUGCCAUGGAUUUAAACGGACUCAUGGAAAACAUACUAAAACACACUGUUAAUGCAUCAGAAUGAUCAAAUCUGAUAGAGACCCAAUGAGUAAAGUACAAUGUGAAUACA
This is a messenger RNA of Archocentrus centrarchus (flier cichlid), 1830 nucleotides long. RefSeq names its product histidine N-acetyltransferase. NCBI's taxonomy places the organism in Eukaryota, Metazoa, Chordata, Actinopteri, Cichliformes, Cichlidae. The record is from RefSeq and is a predicted model, not a curated record. Gene Ontology annotation, molecular function: acyltransferase activity, transferring groups other than amino-acyl groups. The transcript has 6 exons. The coding region runs from base 279 to 1346 and encodes 355 amino acids.